AUUCCGAAGACAGCCGAAUUGUUGAGUUCUGUUUAAUUCGGGAUGUGUCAUGUAAGGUUAAGGCGUUUGUUUUGGUGUCUCUUUCGUCAGUAACCUUAUUGGGUCGUUUCGUGUAAAUAUGUAGUAACUAGUUGUCAGUAUUGCUGUUUAGAAUAAACUAAACCGCUAAAUCGUGAACAUCGAAUGGGGGAUUAUAUGUGAACUUUGUAGUUUGGAAUUUUUAAAAAGACGAUGGAGAAUGAUGAAUAUGUUGAUAGUAGUUCAGCUUCAGGUAUUAGAUUGUUUUGUUGAAAGUUCUGUAUCUUUCUUUGUCUAUAUUUGGUUUCACCUGUAGUUUUAUUAAAUAACGCUACAACUGAAGAUGGGAACAUUUUGGAGUAACAUCAGAGGACAAAUGGCCAGAUUGUUACGUGGAAAUCAAAAUGUUGGAGAUGGACCGCCAAGUACCUCACCUAGCAGUAGUGUUGACAGUGCCAAUUUGGAAGGAGAAGCCCUUCCAAUUGAAUUUGACACUGCUCUGCCAGUUGAACAUAAUUAUUUGGGUGAAAACCUGGAAGAGCUGAGAGGACGCACAGUUCUUGAUGAUGGUUCCUUCCAACUUCUCCCUUUGCUGCCACAACCUGGUGUUGUUUUAGUCCCCGGACAGACUCUUCCACUUAUGGUGUUUUAUCCUCCAACAGUCAGUAUGCUUCGCAAAAUAAUCUCGACAAACGGAACAUUCGGAGUAAUUUGCGUGAGGUACUUCGAGGCAUCUAACCCAAAAAUGGCGAACGUUGGAACAACGGCAGAGAUCUACGAAUAUCGAGAUGAAGAGGAUCUUGCUGGGUUUCGUAUCAAAGCCAAAGGACGCCAGAGAUUCCGUGUCAUGGAGUCACAGCGACAAGUUGAUGGAAACGUAACCGCUACAGUGAAGAUAUUGCCUGAAGUUAUCCUUCCUGACUCACUGCAUGGUGUUCGAGACAGAUCUUUGGAUCGCUAUAGGAGUGAACAAGUUAAUUUAUCAAGAUCAGUUUCAACAGCUAAUGGAAUCCGUUUACGAAGACAACAGGCCAUUUCACGAAGAGAUUCAAUGAUGACUGUGUGGCCUCACUGGGUGCACAACCAAUAUAAUGCCACCACACUUUCCUGCCGAGUCAAAGUACAUCUGUCUUAUCUGAAACUUGGCAGUACUGCGGCAAGGCUACAGUUGCCAGAGGAUCCUACUGAAUUAUCGUACUGGGUGGCUCAGGCAAUGCCUUUGCUUGAUGAGCAAAGACUAUCCUUGCUCCAGAUAAACUCCCCAAUUCAGCGCCUCCGUUGGGAACUUUGUGUUUUGGAGAAGUGCCAGAUGCUGUGUUGCCGCGAUUGUGAUGCUGAAGUGGCAGAUCCUCGAGAGACAUUUUCAAUGUCAGUUGAAGGUCCCCAGGGGACAUACGUGAAUCCUGGAGGAUUUGUACAUGAGACUUUAACACUUCACAAGGCAGAAGGACUUCGAUGCCUUAAUGAAGACCCAUCUACAGAAUACUCCUGGUUUCCAGGGUAUGCAUGGACAAUCGCUGAGUGCCGUUACUGUCACAAGCAUAUGGGAUGGAAGUUCACAGCCAUCCACAGGCUAAUGAAACCUCAAAAGUUCUGGGGUGUGUGUCGAAGAUCAAUUGUGACAAAACUUGUUACAGAAGAGGAUUUGGAACCUGUGCUCUGAAGCACAAGUGUUUUAUGCUGAAUUGAUUCAGAGGGAAUCAAUACAAGUGGUUGUGAGACGAAAUGUUGCUGGAGAGGAUCCUCAAAUAAGACUGUGACAUGUAAAUAAGCAUUCAUUACCUUUAUUAAAUGAUCUGUACCUGGUUAAAGUAGAGAUUAAACUGAAAUUUUCUUUGAUGUGUA
Molecule: messenger RNA, 1863 nt
Organism: Cryptotermes secundus
Lineage: Eukaryota; Metazoa; Arthropoda; Insecta; Blattodea; Kalotermitidae
Gene: ohgt
Product: protein cereblon
Exons: 9
Coding region: 362-1681 (439 amino acids)
Source: RefSeq, a predicted model, not a curated record